This is a messenger RNA of Haemorhous mexicanus (house finch), 1244 nucleotides long. RefSeq names its product glutathione S-transferase omega-1-like. The coding region runs from base 122 to 850 and encodes 242 amino acids. Gene Ontology annotation, cellular component: cytoplasm. The record is from RefSeq and is a predicted model, not a curated record. The transcript has 6 exons. Gene Ontology annotation, molecular function: glutathione transferase activity; glutathione dehydrogenase (ascorbate) activity. Gene Ontology annotation, biological process: glutathione metabolic process. NCBI's taxonomy places the organism in Eukaryota, Metazoa, Chordata, Aves, Passeriformes, Fringillidae.
GAGAGGCGGGGUCGUACACCGUUCCCCGGCGGGCGGGGCCGGCGGCCCUGGGCCGGGCGCUCCGGAGGGGCCGUCACUGGUCGGAGCCAUCACAGAUCGGAGCCCAUCGCGCCGUGUCGAGAUGUCGGGCGAUCACUCCCGCAGCCUGGGCAAGGGCAGCGCGGCGCCGGGCCCGGUGCCCGCCGGGCUGAUCCGGCUCUACAGCAUGCGCUUCUGCCCCUACGCGCAGCGGACGCGCCUGGUUCUCCGCGCCAAGGGCAUCAGCCAUGAAAUAAUCAACAUCAAUCUGAAGAACAAACCUGACUGGUACUUUGAGAAGAACCCCGCUGGGCUGGUUCCUGUUCUGGAGACCAGCAAGGGCCAGCUGAUCUGGGAGUCCCCAAUCACCUGUGAGUACUUGGAUGAAGCAUUUCCAGGGAAGAAGCUGAUGCCUUCAGACCCUUAUGAGCGAGCUUGUCAGAAGAUGCUCUUGGAAGACUUCUCAAAGAUAACAUCCUUGCUUUUCAAGCAUGUUUUGGCAGUCAAAGAUGGACAGGACACCACUGCACUGAAAGCAGAGAUUGCUGAAAAGUUUGGCAAGCUUGAAGAGGUUCUGUCCAAACGCAACACGGUGUUUUAUGGUGGGGACUCGGUCUCAAUGGUUGACUACAUGAUCUGGCCAUGGUUUGAACGUCUGGAACCAUUCCAGCUAAAGGACUCUUUGGAUAACACCCCAAAGCUCCAACGCUGGAUGGAGGCCAUGAAGGAGGACCCUGCUAUCAAGGCUACAAUAACUGACCCACAGACAUACAAAAACUACCUCCAACUGUAUCUGAAGAACAGCCCUGAGGCAUGUGAUUAUGGGCUCUGAGGUGCUCGUAGGAGCGUACUGGCUGAAGUGUUAGUGCUGUUUUUCAGUGUGGGAAGUCAGUGUAGUUUGGUGGGGGCUCUUCUGUGGUUGUAUUCAUAAUGGAGAAUAAAUCUGUCCUGAAAAGGCUGAGAAACCCUCUGUGAACUCCAGUCCUUCCUGUUGGAGGAAGGAUGUGCUGGCAGGAUCUCCUGCUUGAAGCAAGAGAUGGAAAGUCAUUGAUGGCCAUGAAUAUUACAUAGAAGAAAAUCUCUCCACUCAAGAGGUGAUGGUCUCUUAUCUCUGGGCUCUUUCUAGGCAUUGCAGUGGGCAGUCCCUGAAGUGAUGCUGUUACCUGAUUUAAAAAUUGUAAUACUCGUUUCUUGAGAAUGAAUAAAAAACAAUCAGUGUCUUCAAA